Molecule: messenger RNA, 1400 nt
Organism: Manihot esculenta (cassava)
Lineage: Eukaryota; Viridiplantae; Streptophyta; Magnoliopsida; Malpighiales; Euphorbiaceae
Product: expansin-A7
Exons: 3
Coding region: 370-1164 (264 amino acids)
Biological process (GO): plant-type cell wall organization
Cellular component (GO): extracellular region
Source: RefSeq, a predicted model, not a curated record
UAAAAAUAGGCGGGCACAUUAAUUUUAUGCUGUCUGUUUGGUAAUUUUUUUAAAAUAUCACUAGACAAUUAUGAACUGAAAUUCCAUUCAUUGUACAUUCUAAUUAAUCAGCAAAGGGAGAGAGAGGACACAAAACCUGCCUGCACGUCAACAACUAUAAAUAAAUCUGAUAGAAACCCUUUGUAUUCAUUUUUAAAACACAUAUUUGACUUGAAAGAGGGAGGCACUAUCUUCGUGCUCUCACGAAAGGCAUCGUUUAUCAAACUGGAAAAUUAUAUAAGGGAAACAAAUACAAGUCAAUGAAGCACAUUGUAACAAAGGCACUAGAAGAAGAUCAGCAAUACACAAAAAGCCACCAAAAUAAAACUCAUGGGUUCUGUUUUCCAUUCACGGAGCAUUAGCUUCUUCUUGAUAGCAUUAACAUCAGCAUUCAUCAGCACAUCCACGGCUACAGGCUACACUCCCGUGUUCCAGCCUAGCCAAUGGUCUCUUGCUCAUGCCACCUUUUAUGGUGAUGAGACUGCCUCGGCUACUAUGGGAGGGGCUUGUGGGUAUGGGAACUUGUUUCAAAAUGGAUAUGGAACAGACACUGUUGCAUUGAGCACAACAUUGUUCAACAAUGGCUAUGCUUGUGGGAGCUGCUACCAAAUAAUGUGUACGCAAUCCCCAUGGUGUUACAAAGGCGUAUUUGCCACAGUGGCUGCUACUAAUCUUUGCCCUCCAAAUUGGAGUGAGGAUUCUAAUAAUGGUGGAUGGUGCAAUCCUCCUAGAGUCCACUUCGACAUGUCCAAGCCUGCUUUCAUGAAAAUUGCCCAAUGGAAGGCUGGCAUUGUUCCAGUCAUGUACCGUAGGGUGCCAUGCAGAAGAACAGAUGGGCUUAGAUUCUCAUUCCAAGGAAAUGGGUACUGGUUGUUGGUGUAUGUGAUGAACGUAGGAGGAGGUGGUGACAUUGCCAACAUGUGGGUGAAGGGAAGCAAAACAGGAUGGAUCAGCAUGAGCCAUAACUGGGGAGCUUCUUACCAGGCAUUUGCUACACUUGGAGGACAGGCUCUAUCUUUCAAGAUCACUUCUUAUACAACCAAGGAGACUAUCUAUGCUUGGAAUGUUGCUCCUGCAAACUGGAACGUAGGCUUGACUUAUAAGUCAAAUGUGAACUUCCAUUGAUCACAUUCACUAGCCACGACUCUCCCUUUAUGUUUGUUUUUGUAUGGGGGGAGUCCUAUAUUGUCCUUGUUUGCCACUUCUUUUUUUUUUUUUUGGUAAUUUUUCUUUGUACAAUUACGUGAUCCUUAAUCAUUUGCUGAAAAUGGGAUGUCAUCUACUAUUAUAAUGAGAGACAGAAGAUGACCAUAUAACUUGACCCAUCUUUCUUAAAGCUAUACCUAUAUUUGAUACUUGUU